Notechis scutatus (mainland tiger snake) is the source of this 3217-nucleotide messenger RNA. It is a transcript of the gene RANBP9, whose product is annotated as RAN binding protein 9. Gene Ontology annotation, molecular function: protein binding. Lineage: Eukaryota; Metazoa; Chordata; Lepidosauria; Squamata; Elapidae. The record is from RefSeq and is a predicted model, not a curated record.
GGCGAGGCGGGCAGCUUCAGCAGCAGCCGCCGCCCGAAAGGCUCGCGGCGCAGUAAGCGACAAAAAGCCAGAGCUCUCCCUCUCCCUUUGGCGUCACACGCACACGCGCGCGCGCGCAGGCUCCCGAACUCUAGGCCGGGCGACUCGGCCGCCUCCUCGCGCGCGCCUUCACGCACAACAUUUACGGCCUUACACACACACACACACCUCCGCGCGCACCCCCGCUCGUCAUCACCUUCGUCGUUUCCAAUCGCUUUCUCGUAGUCGCGCGAGCUUCCACAGCCGAGUCGCCUCCGCCGCCGCCGCCUCUCCCCCCCUCCCCUCCGGUUGUGUGGCUCCCGUGGUCUCCGCAUCUCGGACUGUCACUCCGGUGUGAGAGGCUGUUUGCAUUCUGAGAGACCUCCGCUUCCUUCGAGAGAGAAAGAGACAGAGAGACCAAGGCCGGCAUGUCCGGGCAGCAGCAGCAGCAACAACUGCCGGCGACGGCUCCUCUGGCGCCGAGCAACCCGACUCCCUCGCCGGCCUCGGCCGCGCUCCUCCUUCACCCUCCGCCGCCACCGCCGCCACCGCCGGCCACUUCGGCCCCGCCGCCGCCUCCUCCUCCGCCCGCCGUAGUGGCGGCCCCGGCGGCGACGACGACGACGACGGCAGCGGCAACAACAGUCUCGGCUGUCUCCUCGGCUGGGCCCAUGUCUGCCGGGAGCGGCAGUAGCGCCCCGGCUCCUUUCCCUCACUGCGGCGAUCCAGCCCUCAACGAGCAAGAGAAAGAGCUCAAACGGCGCCUUAAGCGGCUCUACCCGGCCGUGGACGAGCAGGAAACGCCGCUCCCUCGCUCUUGGAGCCCGAAAGACAAAUUCAGCUACAUCGGCCUCUCUCAGAACAACCUGCGCGUCCACUACAAAGGCCAUGGGAAAACUCCAAAAGAUGCUGCUUCUGUUCGUGCCACUCACCCCAUACCUGCUGCUUGUGGAAUAUAUUAUUUUGAAGUAAAAAUUGUCAGUAAAGGAAGAGAUGGUUAUAUGGGAAUUGGGCUCUCAGCUCAAGGAGUGAACAUGAACAGACUGCCAGGUUGGGAUAAACAUUCAUAUGGUUACCAUGGAGAUGAUGGGCACUCAUUUUGUUCCUCGGGAACUGGACAGCCCUAUGGUCCAACAUUUACAACUGGUGAUGUCAUUGGUUGUUGUGUAAACCUUAUCAACAAUACCUGCUUCUACACAAAGAAUGGGCAUAGUUUGGGUAUUGCUUUUACAGACUUGCCGCCAAAUCUAUAUCCCACAGUUGGACUUCAAACACCUGGAGAAGUGGUGGAUGCUAAUUUUGGACAACAUCCAUUUGUAUUUGACAUUGAAGAUUAUAUGCGUGAAUGGAGAACCAAAACUCAGGCUCAGAUUGACAGAUUCCCUAUAGGAGACCGGGAAGGAGAAUGGCAGACGAUGAUCCAAAAGAUGGUUUCAUCUUAUUUGGUACAUCAUGGAUACUGUGCAACAGCAGAGGCAUUUGCUAGAUCUACUGACCAGACUGUACUAGAAGAAUUAGCUUCCAUUAAAAAUAGACAAAGAAUUCAGAAACUGGUUCUAGCAGGAAGAAUGGGAGAGGCCAUUGAAACAACACAGCAGUUGUACCCAAGUCUAUUAGAAAGAAAUCCUAAUCUUUUAUUUGCUUUGAAGGUACGUCAGUUUAUAGAAAUGGUUAAUGGUACAGACAGCGAAGUACGGUGUCUAGGAGGUCACAGUCCAAAAUCUCAAGAUAGCUAUCCUGUUAGUCCACGAUCAUUUAGUAGUCCUAGUAUGAGUCCCAGCCAUGGAAUGAAUAUCCAUAGUCUAUCAACGGGCAAAGGAAGUAGCACGCACUGUUCUGGUUUUGAAAAUAGUUGCAGUAAUGGAGUGAUAUCAAACAAAGUUCAUCAGUCAUAUUGUCACAGUAAACAUCAGUCUACCAGUUUAAAUGUACCAGAACUCAACAAUAUAAAUGUAACAAGAUCACAACAGAUCAACAACUAUUCCAGCAAUGAUGUAGACAUGGAAACAGAUCACUAUUCUAAUGGAGUUGCAGAGACAUCAUCCAAUGGUUUCUUAAAUGGUAGUUCUAAACACGAUCAUGAAAUGGAAGAAUGUGACACAGAAAUGGAGGUGGAUUCCAGUCAGUUAAGACGCCAACUAUGUGGAGGUAGCCAAGCAGCUAUUGAAAGAAUGAUUCACUUUGGCAGAGAAUUGCAAGCUAUGAGCGAACAACUAAGAAGGGAGUGUGGCAAAAACUCACAAAACAAGAAAAUGCUCAAAGAUGCAUUCAGUUUACUUGCAUAUUCUGAUCCAUGGAAUAGUCCAGUUGGAAAUCAGCUGGAUCCCAUUCAGAGAGAGCCUGUAUGUUCAGUUCUCAACAGUGCAAUACUUGAGACACACAAUCUACCAAAGCAACCUCCUCUUGCUCUCGCAAUGGGACAGGCUUCACAGUGUCUAGGUCUGAUGGCCCGAUCAGGAAUUGGAUCCUGUGCAUUUGCCACAGUGGAAGAUUAUCUACACUAGCUAUGCAUCUGAAGGUGUCCAUGGUGUAUAAUGUGGCAUAUAUUCAACAUGAAAGUAGACCAACUCUGCCAAUUGGGAGUUUGGAUUUUUUUUAAUUAUGUACUAAGGACAGGUCUGUUGCUUUACAUUGCUUCCUAGUUUACAGCAUGAUGCAAAUGAUUUUCUAAACUACUGUUAGGAGAUAUUUUCCAUCUUUAACCAGAGUUAAAUAUCAUCAGUAACAUCAGAUUGAAAAACCUUUGAAUUGUUACAAACAAACCAAAAAGUUCUGCCUUCCUCCUGGAGGGCAGGGCAAAAUAGAUAAUGUUGUGGAUGUGUUAGUAUGUGGGUGAUGUAAACUUCAAGCAGAAUAAUUUGCCAACUUUCACCCUCAUUACAUAGAUCAAUCAAUGUAAUUUGCAAACUGCAUAUGUACCUGACAGUUUGGCUGUAUAGUAUUGAUGGGAAGAAAUAUUUUUAAUGUGUACUGUAAAACUUGAAAUACUCAGGAGCUGAGUGAAUAUGUUUGUUGCUACUUACAAUCUCAACCUGUUUCCUAGUGGUUUUUGUUUUAACAUGGUUGUUUCAGCUCUGUUUCCUGUUUAACUGCAAACAACUUUUGUUGUAGACUCACCUGUUUAACUGUUGUAUUAUAACAGUAUUACAUGUCAACACAGUGUGGUUAUGGCCUAUUUAUAUAAAAACCAAAUAUUUAG